Pomacea canaliculata is the source of this 5098-nucleotide messenger RNA. RefSeq names its product proton-coupled amino acid transporter 4-like. Gene Ontology annotation, molecular function: amino acid transmembrane transporter activity. Gene Ontology annotation, biological process: amino acid transmembrane transport. Gene Ontology annotation, cellular component: vacuolar membrane. NCBI's taxonomy places the organism in Eukaryota, Metazoa, Mollusca, Gastropoda, Architaenioglossa, Ampullariidae. The transcript has 11 exons. The coding region runs from base 566 to 1873 and encodes 435 amino acids. The record is from RefSeq and is a predicted model, not a curated record.
UGUGAGAAAGUACAGUGAUCGGGUGACAAAGAUGGCUGACAGGCUACUUCCGGUGACCAGCGCGCAGUCUAUGAUGGCUUUGCUCACUUGCCUCCUUCAUGCAGUCAUGUGAGGACUUGAGGAAGAAAAGAGUUUUCGCCGAUUCAAAGAAGUAAACAAAUCAGGUUGCUGAAACAGCUGACUGUUUGAAUGACCGCAUCAGAGACUGCAUCGCUGAUUUCCUGUCGUCUGGAGACUUGGUGACUGUCAGCGACGAGGAGGUGUGUGUCGCACUUGUCGUCAGUGACUCAUUGUCGUCUGUCUGAGGAACUGCAUAAGUUUCCAGUAUCGUAAACUUUAAAGUGAUCACCAUGACAACCAAUUCCCCUGAUGGACACACGGCACAGCUGGCUUUAGAAGUUAAUGCUGUUAUUCCAACACAAAGGAACUUGGAGACAAGUGUGCUUGUGACAAACUCUGUGAUGCCACACCAGUCAUUAAAUAUCUCCAUAGAUACAUCCAGCCUUGCUGGGGACACUGGAGGCUUUCUGCAGCCCAGACCACCCCUCCACCACUCAACGAUGACAUGUAUAACACAGAAGACCUGAUGGCUGAUAAUUACAUUGAUACUGAUGCUUGUGACAAUGAAAUGUCUGAUAAUACAACUAGUAACCUCCAGUGCCUUAUGCAUCUACUUAAAGGAAAUAUAGGGACUGGGAUCUUGGCCAUGCCUGUUGCUAUUUACAAUGCAGGACUGUGGACAGGUUUUGCAGGCAUCUUGCUGAUUGGUGCUAUGGCAGUACACUGUAUGCAUAUGCUCAUCAGGUGUAGUCACAUCUUGUGUAGAAGGACAGGGUCUAAAAGUCUGAGUUAUGCAGAUGCAAUGGAGACAUGUCUUAAAACAGGACCUCAGAGACUAAAAAAGUUUGCCCGUGCAUCAAGACACUUGGUUAAUGGUCUGCUUCUUUUCACUCAGCUGGGUUUCUGCUCUGUAUAUAUUGUCUUCAUUGCUGAAAAUUUACAGCAGAUAGUCCAGACAAUGACAUCUCAUGACCCAAAUCUACGUGUGUAUGAGGUUGUGGUGAUGGUGUUACUUAUUCCUUACACACUGCUACGCAAUCUCCGAGUUUUGGCCCCUUUUUCAUCUUUUGCAAAUUUAUUGACACUGACAGGCUUAAUCAUUAUUUUUCAGUACAUCGUAAGAGGAUUAGAGGAUUCUGAAAAACUCCCUGCCUUUUCAGACCUUAGUCGACUACCAUUAUUUUUUGGAACAGCUAUAUUUGCAUUUGAGGGCAUCAGCUUGGUCCUACCUUUGGAGCACAGCAUGCGAAACCCUCAAGACUUUGGAGGAUGGACUGGCGUCUUGAACCUUGGUAUGGUCUUUGUCACCUGUCUGUACACAGCUGUGGGAUUCUAUGGUUACCUUCGAUUUACAGACAGUGUUAAAGGCAGCAUCACUUUAAAUAUUCCUACAGAUGAUUGGUUAUAUUUGUCAGUGAAGCUUAUGUUUGCAAUCUCCAUCUAUGUGUCAUAUGGCAUCCAGUUAUAUGUUCCCAUUAGAAUCAUCUGGCCAAGUCUUGAAGAAAAGUUACAUAGGGAUUGGCAGAAGAAACAUGGAGAAUCCUUACUUAGAGUGUCCUUCGUGAUCCUCACAGCUGUGUUUGCUGUGCUCAUUCCUCAUCUGGAUUUGCUGAUCUCUCUGAUUGGAGCUCUGGCCAGUUCAUCUCUAGCCGCCAUCUUGCCCGCGUUUAUAGAGUUUAUAACGCUGUCUGUGGAGAAAGGAGGUGUAAGUCCUGUUGUCAUCGCCAAGGACGUUUUCCUUUUUCUUGUUGGCCUCUUGGGGUGUGUCACAGGUACAUACGCAUCUGUACAAGCCAUUGUAAAAACCUUUUAAUUAAGGGAACAAGAGUAAAUAAAGCAAGAAGUGCUAAAGACAUGAAAACUGUAGUGACUAAAUCAUCUGCAGGAAUCCUAAUUUGUAUUGACUACAAAGUUCUUGCACUGUUAUUUAAUGUGAAUCAAUUACCAUUGUAAUUUGUUUAUGAAACUUAAGCUGAACGUGUGUGAUAAUAGUUUUCAAAUAAAGAGAUUAUUUUGCUGUUUUGUUACAUCAUGACAAAGUGUCAGACAUUGAAGACAAAUGAUCAAAAUUUGUACAAAAUAUAUAGUUAUUAAACUUCUAUGAGAUCUUACAGGGUUAAUGUUAAUCUCCAUAGAAGAAGAAUAAUUUUGUUUUUGCACCUCCUGUUAUCAUAUGUUUUGAAUAUCAGACAUUUCAUUCUUUAGAACCUGAAGAAAAAAGAAAUUUAUGCUUAUUCAAUUCAUUUUUUUCCUUUGUAAACAGAUCUACCCUACAUGGGUAUAGAGUAGUCUCUUUGUUUUGAAACCAGUGCUCAUGAUUAUUGUUAUGUUUUAUUUAUGUUUUGUUUUCUUUUGGUAAGUGGGUGGGGGGUAUUUUGAGACUACCUUUGAUGGUGGUGAAGCACUCUUUCAAUCAACUUUAUUUCUGUUACAUGCCUCUAUGUAAAGUGCUUUGAGUUUAGCUGAUGCUGGAGAAAGGUGCUGUAUAAAUGUGCCAGUUAUCAUUAUCAUCUCAGACUGUAAUUCUUGCUUGUAUUCAUUGUAUGAAUGGGAUCUGGUGCUUCUAUUCAUGAUAUGAAUAUGAUGUGGUUCUUGUAUUCACUAUGUGGAUGUGAUGUGUGCUUGUAUUCACUAUGUGGAUGUGAUGUGCUUGUAUUCAUGAUAUGAAUGUGAUAUGGUGCUUGUAUUCACCAUGUGAAUGUGAUAUAGUGCUUGUGGUUAAACCUGUCAUCUUCCAUUUCUUUGCGGAAGAUGUUUCUUCAGUAAAUGAAAGGCCUUGGUAUCUUUAGUGUAAAAGAUCUUUGCUCUUUGUCAUUUACUCUAUCAGACACACACAAAACUCAACUGAAAAGUUUAGUUUUUCAGCAUAGUGGAUUAGAAACAUGACUCUAGCUUUAUAAAUGCUGUUAAUGAACUCUUCACUAGUCUGAGCUUUUAACACAAUUCUAUUUGAUAUAAAAAGUUGUUAUUUCAUAAAAUGCAACAGACGAGCACAAAAAUUUUAUUGAGACUGUUGAUGGUUGACUAACAAGUCAAGACCUUUUAUUCAUUCCAAGAAAAGAAAUCCUCCCCACUGGCUUCAAGAAGUUUGUAAACAAGACAAAGUAAAAUUAUUAGAACAAAUAAAUCAUAACUUAAGAAUAAAAUCUUGAACAAAACGCUGACCUGUUGGCAUUUUACAAAGUGUAUCAUGCACAGAAGUGAAUGUAUUUUGUUCAUAAGAAAGUUUGUUUGAACUGGACCAGUAGAUUCGUUAUGAGCAAUAGAAUUGACAGAGCACAUGUUAUUUUGUCUCAAGAAUAAGAUCAGCUGUCGGUUUUUCACAAUUUUUGUUUGAUUGUUUGUCAUAAAGCUUCACUAUUUUUUAUGUCUUAUUGCAUAGUCUGCUAGAAGAUAACUCAGGUAAAUUACCAUUGCUGAGAUGCUGCAUCAUAACAUUCCUGACCAAGCAUUUCAGUGCUUUUUGCUGGAAGCUGGAACACACAAUGACAUGAAAUGCAGCGCUUUCCUGCUCAAAAUGACUUUUUUAAUAGUGCUUUAUUCUUUAUUGUUCUGUAAACAUUUGGUUAAAAUAUUGGACAUGUUUAAGUACAUUUUCAGGAUUUUUCUGUAAUUUUGAAAUGUGCACUCAGUCUGAUAUAAGGGUAGAAAGUUUAACUAAAAUAUCUAUUGUAAAAUGUGAUGUACACUUGCACAAAAUUCAUCCUAGAAGAAAGUGAGUGAUUGAGAGAGAGUAUGUGCGUGUGUACAUGCACAAAAGCUCAUGAUUGCAUCUUAUAUUUAGACAUUUGUCAUUGAAGUGCAUUCCAUGACAAUCUUUCUAUUAUCUUAAGUUGUUUUAGAGAUAUCUGUGUUGAAAUAUAUCUAGUGCCUAUUGAUGGAGGAACCCACAUUGUUCUCAAUGAAAGGGUAGAUAACUACAAGCAUUAAAACUUUUGAAAUGGCAUAAUAAAACUGUUCUACUGGUUGUGACUGUUGACAAAAUUAUAAUCCCCAUCAGUGUUGCUUAUCAUCAUCACAUCAUUCUCAUCAAUAUCACUUCCAUCACAUCAUCAUUGCUCUUGGUAAUGUCAUUCAGAUAUACAUUGUUGAUGUUGUCUGAAGUUCAGGCUUAUUCUGGACAGUCUGUCAGUUUACUUUCAUGCAGACGACAAUAUAAAAGCAUAGUCACACCUUUCAUCUUAUCCACACCCACCUUCACACUCUCACAUAUGCACGCAAACUCAAACUUGCUUUGCUGGUAAUAAUAACUGUCCCCACUAGCUUUCCUCCUGAUUAGGUUAACAAUGUCACAAUAAUUAAUUUGCCCUUUGGAAGCUGGCGUUCUCGGAAAUAAAACAUUCGACAUCGACAUUCACUGCAUUCAGCGCUUUUAACUAAUGUGGAGGAUAGGACGAAGUCAGCAAAAAAGAAAGAAAAAAAAAAAGAAAGACGGGAUGAGAUGACGAGAAGAGAUUAAGAAAACGAUGAUAAUGAAGGGCGAAGGAAACAAUACCAGCUGCCCGCUCAGGCCGAGCUGGUUAGAAUAAUGCUUUGUGGGGGAGGUGUUGGGGAUGGGGUGUGUGUGUUGGGGAGGGUGGAGGGAAAGAAGUGCAGAAAAACCAAGUGAAAACGGGGUUUGCUUUCGUCUAGACAGUCGCCUGAUGAAAAGCCAUUUAUUGUGGCGUUACUUUGUCCCACAAACCUUAUCAAGCCCCGCAAAAAGGAUGGGGGUAGAGGGCAAGAAAAGAAGGCCGUGCAGCUUUAACAUGAGUCAUCGACAUCGACUGUGCUCUGUAAAGGUUGAUUUCGUUAGAACACGAACUUGCAUUCAGACUGAUAUUGGAACAUCUCGUAUGAACCAAAAAGCAAGCAAAAGAGAAAAAAAUAUAUGAAAGGGACAGAAAAAAAAAAACGGGUAUGAAAGGAGUCGGUGUUUUUAUUUUCAAGAAAUUCCUAUUUGACCACAGCUCAAAGUAUAUAAAGGGACAUAAUUAAUGUAGUCUAUUAAAACAGUUUAAUCGCUGCUACCUCCCUUUGCGUGCCGCUUCCUCCCACC